CUGGGGGUGCGAGGGGAGCAACGCGCCGUCUUGUGCGUGGUCUCGUGCAUAACUAUGCCUCUUCCAGACAAUGAAACCUUUAACAUCAAAUUUGUACAAGCUGUGGAGAAAUACAAAUGUUUAUAUGAUACAACAUCACCUCGGUACAUCUCUAGGGAUGAACAGGAUAAGGCAUGGAACUGUCUGGCAGAGCCGUUUUCCUCUACAGGUGCAGAAUGCAAACUGAGGUGGAAGCACCUGAGAGGCGGGCUCACAAGAUACAUAAAGAAGAGACAAGCUGCGAAAUCAAUCAAACAGUUUUAUCUUUGGGAUGUGAUGCAGUUUGUACUCCCAUUCCUGAAAUCUAGGACACAGAUAGGAACUUUCCCUCCUCCUAAUGCUGAAGAUGACAAUGAAGACCCUGCUGACGUGGAGGACAAUAGUGUUGAUCAUGAAAGUGAUAUUGUUUGUGAAACAUUAAAGGAAGUUCCUGAAACUCCAAACACAACCGAUAAUGAUCCAUCACCUCCAAGUUGCUCUACUUCAGUCAAACGAGGAAAGAAAAGAGAUGCAGAUGAUCCUUUGGAAAGAGCGGUAGUUGAUUUUAUUUCCAAAAAAUCCUGUGAGGAAUCGGGAAAUCCUGAUUUACAGUUUUUCAAAAGUAUUUUGCCAGAUAUGGCAGGCUUCAGUGCUUCACAGAAAAGACGAUUUAAGAUUAAAGUAUUGCAACUCCUAGAUGACAUAGCUAAUGAAGGGUCAGCUUCUCGAUCACCUAGUGUCGUCUCUGCAUAUUCAGGCUCAACAAAUUACAACAGUCGGCAGCACCUCGAAUCACUCGCCGUUAUGGGUGAAGCAGCAAUGAAGGUGGAACCUUGGGAUCCAGACACCUAAUCAAGAUUUACUGUACUGUAAAAUUUGGUGUCUAUAAAACAUGAUGUAUAUGUGAGGAUUCCUUUUGAGAAUAAUAAAUGACAUUGCAACAAUUCCUGUCUAAUGCGAAACAUCCA
Messenger RNA from Penaeus monodon (black tiger shrimp), 986 nucleotides. RefSeq lists its product as uncharacterized. Gene Ontology annotation, molecular function: DNA binding. Gene Ontology annotation, biological process: regulation of transcription by RNA polymerase II. The record is from RefSeq and is a predicted model, not a curated record. Bases 55 to 870 code for a protein of 271 amino acids. NCBI's taxonomy places the organism in Eukaryota, Metazoa, Arthropoda, Malacostraca, Decapoda, Penaeidae. Gene Ontology annotation, cellular component: transcription regulator complex; nucleus. The transcript has 2 exons.